Saccostrea cuccullata (small rock oyster) is the source of this 798-nucleotide messenger RNA. RefSeq lists its product as uncharacterized. The coding region runs from base 1 to 798 and encodes 265 amino acids. NCBI's taxonomy places the organism in Eukaryota, Metazoa, Mollusca, Bivalvia, Ostreida, Ostreidae. The transcript has 2 exons. The record is from RefSeq and is a predicted model, not a curated record.
AUGUCACCGGACAACUUUCAAAAAAGAGGAUUAUUACCUUGGAAUUUAAUAGAAGAACCAGUAGACAAACAUUACUCCCAAGCCAGUCAAGAUCUAGCUGUGUAUAACAUAUUUCGUAAGAAAGAAGGAUUCUUUAUUGAAAUGGGAGCUUACGAUGGUAAGGUUCAUUCCAAUACUUUGUGGUUGGAGAGAAAACAUAAUUGGACAGGAUUAUUGAUAGAAGGAAACCCAGUAUCAUGUCCCUACAUUGACCGCGUCAAACGCAACGCGUGGCGUCUGUGCGUAUGCGUGGCACAUAAAAAUGAAACAACAUUUAUAGAAGGGGACGAAUUAGGGGGUUCUGAAAAAGACAUGGCGGACAGUCAUGUCAUUCAAUUGAAAGGAUACAAAAGGACCAAAGUACCUUGUUUUCAGUUAAUUGACAUUUUACAAUUAAUUGGUGUUUUCCACAUUAAUUACUUUUCGUUGGAUGUUGAAGGAGGAGAAAUAGCGGUGCUAAACAGCAUGAGAGAGCAGUUAAUUUCUAGACAAAUAAUUGUUGAUGUAUGGACCAUUGAAUAUCGAGCUUGGGCAGGACCAAGAUUUGAUUGGGCUAAAGGAAAGGAAAAUCUGGCAAAUUAUCGAGCCUUUUUCAAAGAGAUAGGAGGAUACGCCGAACACUCACAAUUGGCUUACGAGUCACGUACGCUAGAAGAUGGUCACUAUCUUGAUGUUGUAUUUGUAUAUAUAGAGACCUGGUGUAAAGGACACAGUUCACUUCCAAACGGCAAAACAGAAUGUUCAUCAUUACCUCAUUAA